Messenger RNA from Stomoxys calcitrans (stable fly), 6295 nucleotides. RefSeq names its product serine-rich adhesin for platelets (gene blo). The record is from RefSeq and is a predicted model, not a curated record. Lineage: Eukaryota; Metazoa; Arthropoda; Insecta; Diptera; Muscidae. Bases 622 to 5412 code for a protein of 1596 amino acids. The transcript has 9 exons.
UUUCAGUGUGCAAUUAAUGAUUACCUGGUGUUCAAAGAUAUAUUUAAAGCUUGUUGUGCUCCCUUAUCCUCAGCUCUUUGGGCAAAACCCCCCCAUUAAUUUGAAAAGCAGCAGCAGAUGAAAAAACCAAAACAAAAAAAAAAUCCUAUUUCCCAUAACCUACAGUCAACUCGUGAAUGCAUGCCAGCAUGUCUGUUGAGUAUUAGCCAAAACCAAAAAUAAAAGUGAGAGUGAAAUCAUCUGAGAAAAAAUUCACAAAAUACAAAAAUUGUUGUAGAAAAAAAGCACAAAAAAAAAACAUUUAACUACAUUUGCUAUGUCAUAUCGGCGAUUUAUUGUGGGGCCAACAUAAUACAAGGAGAAAAGAAAACCCCAAGAUAAAGGGAAAAAUGUCAUUUGCUAAUAAGCCAGCCAAAGCAAUAACAACAGCAGUAGUAGCAGACAAUUUUUGUGCUCAGAGGCCAAACUGAAGCUGGGGGAACAUUUAUGGUGGUUUUAUUGUUCAUGUGGAUGACGGUUGUUGCUUCUUCCCUGCCGCCUGUGUGUGAGUUGGAUGUCACAUCUUGACGCCGCCGCCUGUUGCCAUAGAAAGCUUUUAAGAUUUUAAAAUUUUGCAAAACAAUGGCUGUACAAAACCAAAGAUUACCAAAAGAUAAUUUAAACCAUGCUAAAAUCACUACAACAACAACAACAACAGCACCACCACCUCCAUCAGUAGUCACGGCCCCAUCACCAUUUGCGGCAGUAGCUGCACCAGCUAAUUUAUCAAUGCCUACCAACAAAAAUUUCCCAACUAUGGCGCAGGCGCCGCCAACGACAUCAACAUCAACAUCGACUUUAGCAGCACCUGCACACUCAAAUCAGCAUCAGCAUCAAUCUCAUCAACAACAGCAGCAGCCAUCUAACACGGUGACAUCAACGCAGCCAGCAACGAAUGCCAAUGGUGGACCCCGAGUCUCAUUUAAUCGAGAUGUUCAUGUCAAACGAAUUGGAAAACGAUCCAACGAUUCAACGAAUUUUGAGACAACAAAUCUCCAGCCGCCUCAACAUCAUCAGCAGCAUAUACCAACGCCGGCCUAUCAUCAAGUGCCUGCCGAUCUCUCGGCGGAGAAUAUCCACAGGGAGGCUGCCUUAGUUUUGGCUCAAGCCAAACGCCAUAAAAGUAUUGCCGAAAAUGGUGACAACAUACCCACAUUCCGGGUGAAGACAAAACGUUCCGGCGAUUCUGCAAAUUCGUCCUCCUCCAUACCCAAGAAAUUCCAUUCCUUGCCUUCGCGUAAAAAGAAACCCCCCGCCAAGCCGGUAAGUCGCAGCAAUAGUGACGCUGCCGCUGCCAAGAAACCCCCCAAGAAACCCUCCAUUUUCAGUCUCUUCAGUCGCAAGAGUGACUCGAAUAUCAAUCAGCCGGAUAGGGAUCCCCGCUUUGAGGAUAGCGGUGGUCGUCGUUUGGUGCGUAGCAAAAGUGAUGUGGGCUCCUCAUCGUACAAGCUAAAGAAAGUACUCAAGGAACCCAAAGUACCGCUUGCCUCCUUGCCCCCGGGUAGCAGCAGCAAGCAUUUGCCCUCCCAAUUGAGCCCCAUUAUUGAAAACGAUUCCCGAGACGAUUGUUUCGAAGAGGAUUUUGUUAGGGAACGCCGCAAAUCGGAAGCCAUCACCGAUAGGGAAAAACAUGAGAGUGCCAUUAAUGAGCUGUUAGCUCGCAGUCGCUCCCAGGUCGAGGUUGAUGGUACAUUGGUGGGACGCAUACCCGUCUCCGAAGGCAUUAAAGAGAAGAUUCUAACCCUACAGGCUAAGUCACAAGAGAACAUGCACAGCUCUCAGUUGCCAGUGCAAAAAUUGCCCCUGACCAAAGGCCAUACGGUGAAUGGUAUGGUGAAGCGUCUUUCGAUGGAGAGAUUUUCGCCACCGCCCACCAUAUCAGGGCCGGCCUUUUCCUAUAUAAGGCCCAAUGAGGGCAUUACCUAUGCCCAGCUGGAGUUGCAGGAUGAGCCCCGCGCAAGGCGAGAGUUCACUCGCUCCCCUGUACAUGAUUACCGCUCACCGGUGCGUGAACUGCGCGAUGUGCGUGAUGUGCGCGAUAUACGCUCAGCCUCCAGAGACAUUUUUACCCCUGAACGCGAAUUGAUUAGCACCACUGUGCUCAACCGUAACCCUGCCGAAGACCAAACCGAUUUCGUAACUAGUCAAAGGAAUAACUACUCGCCUACCUAUAAUGCGGCCAAAGGCUCCACCACCAUCCACAUUGGUGGCUCUUUCUCUCCCUCGCCCUGGCAAAUGCUAUCGCCACGCAAUCUCAGCGACGAGGAUGAAGGCUUGGGCCUGGAGACUCGAAAAUUCUACGAAGAAGAUGUGCUGCAAAGCAAACGCAGCAAAUCCCCGGCUGAGCCUCCCAUAGUGCCGAAAAUUCGCAGCAUAACACCGCCCAGGGAGAAUGGCUUUCACAGCACGGAACGCUAUAACACACCCACCAGGGACCCCAACCCCAAUGACGAUAUGGGCUAUAGGCGGGCACGUCUGGAGUCGCGCAUUCUAACACGCAGAUUUGGUGAUACAGCCACACUGGAGAGAAAUGGCUACCAUAAUCGUUCGCGUGAGAAUUCCCAUGAGCGUUUGCUGGAGGAACGUGAGAAUGCAAACAACUUCCAAACAAGACCCAGAUAUGCCCUCAGCCCAGAGCGUGAGGUAAGGCAGGAGGCCUAUGAGGCCAACCGUUUCCACAAGCCCGAGGUAAAGGAGAUUCUCAAUAAAUACUCUCCCGAGAGAUCCCAUUUGGAUAUCAUAUCACCCUCAAACAGCAACACCACCACCAAUAAAAUCGUCAACGCUAGCACUACGGCCCCAACUUCCACCAUGGAGAAGACCUCUCGCUAUAAGCACACCAAAUACUAUGAUGAUGGCCAUGGUGGGGUAAAGGAGGUCUACGAAAGAGAAACUCAAUUCGAUACCGAUGGCAAGCCUCAUGUACGGGAGACUAGGCAUCGUGAACGUCUGGACUCGUACUCGGGCAAGCCCAUAAGGGCCGCCUCACCUUUACAUCUGGAAAGUCAGAGACUUCGUUCGGACUCGUAUUCGGGAAAAGUGGGUCGUGAAAGUUCUCCCAUCGCAGCAGAUCAUCAUCAUCAUCUGGAACGCCAAUUGAUAACCACAGACUAUGAGCCCAAAUCCUUCGAUUCUCAAUUCACCACCACCGAUCAAUAUCGCUCCUCGCCAGAGAACAUGAAACGCUAUGAAGUUAAUGGUAGGGUGAGUAGCGAGGAUCGUUGGCACAGCAGCUUGAAAAGAGAUAAGCUGCAGCAACGAAGCUUUGACAAAGGCGACUCGGGUAUUGAAAAUGAUUUUCGCAAGGAAUCCUUCAAUGGGGAUUUGGUAAAUAGAUGGCGCAAACGCACCAUAGCCGAUGACAUCAAGUCCUGUGACAGUUUCCUUAGAAAGGAACGUCGCCAUUGUGAACAACUACGCCAAGCUGCCAAGCGUUCUGCUGAUAGUUAUCACUAUCGUGAACGUUCCAUAGAUGAUGGUUCCCAUUACGAUCCUCACUUGGAUAAAUAUCCUCCUAACAGCUCUACCCUACGGCGCCGCGAUCAACAAUCACAAACACCCCAGGAGGGUGAUGGCAAAAAUAAUACCUCAACUUUGAAACGUACCAAGAAAUUGGGUGGCUUUGAAAAAGUCAAACAACUGUUUACAGGUGGUAGCGGUAAUAAUACCGGCUCCUCGCUGCCCGAUAAAAAAGAUGCCGAACGCAAGAGUAUGAGCAGCAGCACCAGCAGCAGUGCCGGCACCCAACAGACCGUCAAGUCUAAGGAUAAAGACAAGUACAUGGUUAAGGAGGAAGAGAUACGCUCCACACGUUAUGCUCAUCGGGGAGAGCAUCGCCUAAAUGGCGGUGUGGCGGUAGUUAACGGUGGCGCCGGCAGCAGCAGUAGUGGUGGCGGCCACAGCAUUGGUGUGGGUACCCAAACACCAGAGAAUAUGCGUGAACCAAAGGCCAUUGAUAUAUCCAUGCGUCGUCGUUUAUCGACCCCAAAAGCUAGUCCUCUUUUAUUGAAACGUACCUCAUCGGAUAAAAAUCGCAAAGAAUCGCCAUUGGCUAAACCUGAAAAGACCAGUUGGUUCAAAUCUCUGGAUCGCAGAUCGAAAAGUAAAUCAAAGGAAAAGUUAAAUGCCUCGGAGACAUCAAGUUUGAAGAGAAGCAAGAAUUUGCACAGCAGCACGCCUCAGCAGCAGACUACGAAAAAUCUAAGAUUUUUCGGUGAUACAGAUUUGGAUUCCAAUCCGCCUACCAUAUCCAAAGGCAGCAGUACUCUCAAAUCUCGCCCCUUGCUUGCUUCAAAUCUCAAUCGAUCGCAAAAGUAUUCCCAAAGCGCCUAUCACAUAGAUCGAAUACGCUCGGAUAGCCCACAGAGGCAAGACUAUCGUCACAGUUUGGCCUCGGGCUCCAAGUCAUUGGGAGCAACAGCGGCGAACAAUGCCGCAACAACAACAACCACCUUGUCAACGAGCACCACCAGCACUCAGCGUCAUAAGAGCACUUCGAUGCAUAAUUUGGAUAAUCAUCAUCAGGGUAACGGUAACGAUGAGGUUGAUUUCCGUCGCAGACGUCAUUACUCACGAUCACGUGAACUCGAUCACAUCUCGGAGAGUGGUUCGGAGACGGAAGAUCAGGAUAAGACAAGAGCAGGUCUAAUGACAGCACGCACACUAUCACGAGAUCGUUUGGAUCGCUUGGAUCGUACACAACGAUAUGAUGAGCACUCAUAUCGCCGCAGUAACGAUCGUCCCACAUCGUCAACGCCGAAUGGUGACACGAGCAGUAGUAACCAACAUCAGCCGAGGAGAAGUCAGCCAUAUUUAAUGGGUCCUCCAAAGCCAGCACGUAGUGCUGAAAGAAGAGCCAUGUCCUAUUCGAGAGAACGUGAUCGUUUCCCUGCCGAAAGUUCCGGUACUGAGGGAGAAUCCAGCUUACAUAGUCAACGUAGCGUCGUCUAUUUACACGCUACCACCGUAGGUGCCAUACCACAGCCAUAUCAAUUGAGACGCCGCUCCAUAUCUCGUGAUGACUUGCGUUCCAAUAAAACGAAAAAUCAACCCUUGCAGCCCAUGACCCGCACAGUAUCACGCUCGGUGUCCAUGUUGGCCCCCUGGAAGCCCAAGUUGAUAAGUGAGGGCUAUGAAAUCAAUUAUUCUCAGGAACAAAAUAAGACGAUGUCAACACUGCCCCGCAAACCUCUGCAGAAUGGCAAUGCCAAUACCAUGACGCGCAACAAUAAAAAAUCCGAACCUCUAACAACACGUCAUAACACACGACGCCAUGCCGAUUACCUAAAGGACGAUCAAUCGUCGCUGAGAAAUUCUUCAACAACCAGCGCCUCCAAGUCAGGAUUAUCUACGAAUUUACAUCGUAAGAAAUGAAACUAACCAAGACGACAAUCUCUAUAGAGGAGAGGAGAUUAGAAGAGAAGAUACGACUACAUCUACACACAACAGCGACUUACUAAGUGUGCACUCACUCUCUCGCUAUAUGCCUUUCUCUUUCACUCACAUUAUAAAGUGUAUUAACCAAAUGCAAUAUCCACUUAACUACUAAGACAAGUCAAAAUUGAUUUAAAACAAAAACAAAAACAACCACAUAACUAAAACUAAAACAAAAUUAAUUUUGUAGCUAAGCUUAAAGAGAAGGAAAAGGAAUUUUUAAGUAAAGAAAUUUGUUAAAGCCCUUUUAAAGCAAAACGAGUAAUCAUCUUCGUUAGUGUAUGGGAAAAGCUUUCUAAAAGCUCUUGGCAAUUUUGUUAGGUGCACUCUUUUUUUUUUGGAAACACACAUACACACAAUUUGGUAAUAAAAUUGUGCCCCAAUUUCCUUUCAAGCCCUUAGUUAUAAGUUUUAAAAACUAAAUUUAUUUGUAAAAUGUCUAAUCAUUUUAUUUUCUCUACGAAAGCAAUAAUUAAUAAACUAACAAAUAUGAGCUUUUUAAGCUUUAAAGCCUUUUGUGUGCCCCCAUCUGCUUCCAUGGAAUCCCUAUCCCCUAAAUUUUCACCCAACGAUAAUGUUUAAAAUAUUUGUCGUAGUUCUAAGUUGUAAUAUUAUUAUGAUUAAUACUUAAUUCUUUUUUUUUGUAAUAAUUUGUUUUAUAAGUACGCAUAACGAUUAUUGAGUUUACUAAAACAAAAAAAAAAAAUAAUAAAUGUGAAUAAGAUCAUUUAUAUUUUAAUAUAUAUUUCUAAAAUAAAAAUCGAAACAAAAAAAACUAUUUUAUAAAAAAAAAUCCAAUAAACUAAAAAAAAACAACAAGAAA